Messenger RNA from Enhydra lutris kenyoni (northern sea otter), 1188 nucleotides. RefSeq names its product CD1e molecule. Gene Ontology annotation, cellular component: external side of plasma membrane. The record is from RefSeq and is a predicted model, not a curated record. The transcript is spliced from 6 exons. NCBI's taxonomy places the organism in Eukaryota, Metazoa, Chordata, Mammalia, Carnivora, Mustelidae. Gene Ontology annotation, molecular function: endogenous lipid antigen binding; exogenous lipid antigen binding; lipopeptide binding. The coding region runs from base 1 to 1188 and encodes 395 amino acids. Gene Ontology annotation, biological process: immune response; positive regulation of T cell mediated cytotoxicity; antigen processing and presentation, exogenous lipid antigen via MHC class Ib.
AUGCUGCUCCUGCUGCUCCUGUUCUCUGAGGGACUGCUCCAGCUCGGGGCGAGUGCAGAGGCAUCCCAGGUCCCAGGACCCCCUCACCCAGCCACAGAAGAGCCCCUCUCCUUCCGCGUGCUCCAGUCCUCCUCCUUUGCCAACAGCAGCUGGGCGUCCUCGCAUGGCUCAGGCUGGCUGGGCGAGCUGCAGACGCAUGGCUGGGACAGUGUCCUGGGCACCAUCGUCUUCCUGUGGCCCUGGUCCCAGGGAAACUUCAGCACCCAGGAGCUGAAGAACCUGCAAAACCUCUUCAUGCUCUACUUCCACGGCUUCACCAUCGAGGUGCAGGCUUUUGCCCACGAGUUUCAGUUCGAAUACCCUUUCGAGCUCCAGGUGUCAGCUGGCUGUACAGAACAUGCCGGCAAGUCCUCUGGAAGCUUCUUGAAUGGGGCGUAUCAAGGUUCCGAUUUCCUGAGUUUCCAAGGAAACUCCUGGAAGCCGUCUCCAGGAGCCGGGAGUCCGGCUCAGAAGGCCUGCGAGGUGCUCAACAGCUACUUAGACAUUAAGGAAAUUGUGCAGAGACUUCUCAGCAACACCUGCCCUCGGUUCCUGGCAGGAAUCCUUAAAGCCGGGAAGUCAGAACUGGAACGACAAGUGAAGCCCGAGGCCUGGCUGUCCGCUGGCCCCCAUCCCAGUCCCGGCCGUCUGCUGCUGGUGUGCCAUGUCUCCGGCUUCCACCCGAAGCCCGUGUGGGUGAUGUGGAUGCGGGGUGAGCAGGAGCAACGGGGCACCCAGCGAGGCGACGUCCUGCCCCAUGCUGAUGGGACGUGGUAUCUCCGAGUGACCCUGGACGUGGCGGCCCGGGAGGCGGCCGGUCUGUCCUGCCGAGUGAGACACAGCAGUCUGGGAGGCCAGGACAUCGUCCUUCACUGGGGUGGUGGGAACUCAGCCCUGCUGACCCUGCUCUGUCUCAUGGCCACAGUCAGCCUGCUGGUGCUGCUUGUAGGGCACUUCUGCUUGAGAAGGCACAGCUCCAACUGGAAGGCCCUGGCACCCGCUGCCCCCAGUCCUGAGUCGCCCACCGGGGCCGAUGGCCAGGGACCCAGGACUCUCAGACACCAGGUCUACAUGCCGCAGGAGUCCUGGAUCAAAAAUAGAUUUUUAAAGAAAUGGAAAACAAGCCUAAACCAACUCUGGGGAUGUUAG